AUGUAUAACUUGAGUUGCUACAACCCUCCUUCCUUUACUCUUGUUGGAAUUCCUGGCCUGGAGAAGUUCCAUAUAUGGAUUGGGAUUCCUUUUUGUGUCAUCUAUGCUGUAGCUAUUGUGGGCAAUUGUAUUCUUCUCUACCUCAUUGCAGUUGAGCACAGCCUUCAUGAGCCCAUGUUCUUCUUUCUCUCUAUGCUGGCUGCCACAGACCUUAUUCUGUCCACUGCCACAGUUCCCAAACUGCUCAGUAAUCUCUGGUUUGCAUUCCAUGAAAUAACCUUCUCUGGUUGUCUUACCCAGAUGUUCUUUCUCCACUUCAGCUUUGUAGUGGACUCAGCAAUCCUGUUGGCCAUGGCAUUUGAUCGCUAUGUGGCCAUCUGCUUCCCCUUAAGAUAUACCACCAUCCUGACUCCACAAGUGAUUAUCAAAAUUGUGGUGAGCAUCAUUGUGAGGAGUUUCUCUGUUAUCCUGCCAGAUGUUUUUCUGCUGAAACGAUUACCCUUCUGUGGAACACGCAUCAUUCCACACACAUACUGUGAACAUAUAGGGGUUGCUCGGCUUUCCACUGCUGACAUCUCCAUUAAUAUCUGGUAUGGAUUUGCUGUGCCCCUUAUGACUGUUAUCUCAGAUGUGAUCCUUAUUGCUGUUUCCUACACAUUCAUUCUCCGGGCUGUCUUUCACCUAUCAUCCCAGGGUGCCCGCCAAAAAGCUCUGAGUACAUGUGGCUCCCAUGUUUGUGUUAUCCUCAUGUUUUAUACACCUGCCUUCUUCUCUAUUCUUGCUCAUCGUUUUGGGCACAGUGUUCCUCGAAAUAUACUCAUACUAUUUGCUAACCUAUAUGUAGCUAUUCCUCCUGCAUUAAAUCCUAUUGUUUAUGGAGUGAAAACCAAACAAAUUCAGGAAAAGUUUGUUCUCCUUUUCACUUUGAAGAAGUUAACAUAA
Suncus etruscus (white-toothed pygmy shrew) is the source of this 942-nucleotide messenger RNA. Its product is annotated as olfactory receptor 52H1-like. The record is from RefSeq and is a predicted model, not a curated record. The coding region runs from base 1 to 942 and encodes 313 amino acids. The transcript has a single exon. Gene Ontology annotation, cellular component: membrane. Gene Ontology annotation, biological process: G protein-coupled receptor signaling pathway. Lineage: Eukaryota; Metazoa; Chordata; Mammalia; Eulipotyphla; Soricidae. Gene Ontology annotation, molecular function: olfactory receptor activity; G protein-coupled receptor activity.